Molecule: messenger RNA, 2517 nt
Organism: Peniophora sp. CBMAI 1063
Lineage: Eukaryota; Fungi; Basidiomycota; Agaricomycetes; Russulales; Peniophoraceae
Source: the annotation of a GenBank genome assembly
AUGGUGCUUCUCGGCGAGAUGCACUUUGCGCCGCUCAGAUCCGGCGCACAAGUUAGCCUUUACCGCUCUGGCGGUGUCGCGUACGCUACGCAGGAGAGCUGCGUCAUGAGUGGCACUAUUCGGGAUAACAUCCUGUUCAGGGCGGAGUACGACGAGGCGCGGUACAAGAAAGGUCAACAUCCAUAUCGUCUAGCGGCUCCCCGCUUAUUGCUGACAUCCCCUUGCGCUCUCGCAGUGAUCUAUCAGUGCGCCCUCAAGCGCGACCUCACGCUCUUCCCCGCUAGCGACCGCACCGAAGUGGGCGAGAAAGGCCAGACGCUCAGCGGCGGGCAGAAGGCAAGGAUAACACUGGCACGCGCGAUCUACUCCUCAGCGGAUGUGUUGCUGUUGGACGAUGUACUCGCAGCGCUGGACGUGCAUACGGCCAAGUGGAUCGUUGGGAAGUGUUUGAAGGGAGAGUUGGUCAGAGGGAGGACUGUGCUGCUCGUUACGCAGAACGUUGCGCUUGUAGGUCCUAUCGCGGCAUUCGUCGUCGCGUUCGGCGCCGGCGGCGAGAUUGUGGCGCGUGGUUCCCACGCCGAAGUAUUGUCCAAGAACUCUGCGCUCGUGGCCGACCAGGCUGUCAUCUCGGAGGAGGCUGAGGAGAGUGAUGAUAUCGAGAAUGAGGAGGAGCCCGAGACGGAGUACGUGGCGGAUGGGAAGCUUGUCGUCGAGGAGGUAGUGGCGAAGGGGCACAUAUCAACGGGCGCUUUGAUGCUCUUCUGGACCUCCCUCGGCGGCGACCAUCCGGUCCUGUUUUGGUCUAACUUUGUCAUCGGCAUGCUUGCGUACCGUGUACUGGCGAACCUUCAGCCGUUCUGGAUGGGUCGCUGGGCCGACGCAUACGCUGUACCUGGCCCCGUAAGCGUCACAUUUUACCUGGGCGUCUUCCUUCUCCUCGUGCUCGGCACCGUUCUCACGUUCAUGGGCGCUAACGCCACGCUCAUGUUCGGCGUUCUUCGCGCGGCGAGGAAUAUUCACGCUCAGCUGAUGGACGCUAUCCUUGGCACUACCCUACGCUGGGUCGACUCUACGCCCUCUUCCCGUAUUAUCACGCGCUGUACCAAGGACAUAAAGGCCAUUGAUGGGCAGCUCGCCUUCCAGUUCAAGUGGCUCGUCAGUGUCAGCGCCCAGCUCAUUGUCCAGCUCGUUGCCAUCGUACUCGUCGCGCCCGCGAUGCUCUUACCCGGUCUCGUCAUUCUGGCUCUCGGCGCCUGGGUCGGCAACGUGUACAUGAAGGCCCAAUUACCGGUCAAGAGAGAAAUGAGCAAUAAGAAGGCGCCCGUUCUCGGUCACUUCAGCGCUGCUGUCGCUGGCUUGGUAUCUAUUCGUGCAUACGGUGCACAGGAGGCUUUCCGGCACGAGUCGUACAGGCGUAUUGACGAGUACACGCGCGUUGGCAGAACACUGUACAACUUGAGCUGCUGGGUCAGUUUGCGCAGCGAUACCCUUGGUGCUCUCCUGUCUUCCACACUGGGCGCAUACAUGGUUUACGGUCCCGGCGCUGCGACGAUCGGCGCGUCGAACGCGGGCUUCGCGCUUGCUAUGGCCGCCGCUUUCAGCCAGUUGAUCUUGUGGCUCGUCCGCGUGUACAACGACUUCGAGGUCGAGGGCAACAGCCUCGAGCGCAUACAGGCAUACCUGGAGAUCGAGCAGGAGCCGAAGCCCACGAUCGAGUGCCAACCUCCCGCGUCCUGGCCCUCGAGUGGCGAGCUCCACGUUGAGAACUUGUCCGCGCGCUACUCUCCCGACGGACCCAAGGUAUUGCACGGCCUAAACUUCAGCGUGAAGUCUGGCGAGCGUGUCGGGAUCGUCGGGCGGACGGGAAGCGGCAAGAGCUCUUUGACGCUCUCUCUUCUACGGUGCAUCUUCACCGGUGGUAGUGUACGAUACGACGGUGUUGAUACGGCCAGUCUCAAUCUCGACGAGCUGCGCGCCAAGAUCACGAUCAUACCACAAGUGCCACAGCUCCUGAGCGGCACGUUACGCGAGAACCUGGACCCGUUCGGCGAGUACGACGAUGCGGUUCUUAACUCGGCUUUGCGCGCUUCCGGCUUGCUCUCGUUGCAGAGCGAGGGCGACGAAAACCGCAUCACCCUCGACGCGCAGGUUGCGAGCGGGGGAGGGAACUUGAGUGUCGGUCAGCGCCAGAUCUUGGCGCUUGCUCGAGCGCUUGUCCGUGGUAGCAAGGUGCUCAUCCUGGAUGAGGCGACCUCUUCGAUCGACUAUCAGACAGACGCUAUCAUCCAGUCGUCUCUGCGCAAGGAGCUGGGUAACGACGUGACUCUGCUCACGGUCGCGCAUCGUCUGCAUACUAUCAUGGACGCGGACAAGAUUAUGGUACUUGAUGCUGGGCGUAUCGUCGAGUUCGAUCAUCCGCGGGUAUUGCUCGAGAAAACGGGAGGCUACUUUAGGUCAUUGGUGGAUGAGAGUAGGGACAGGGACGCGUUGUAUGCGAUUACAGGUAGCAAGGCUUGA